GUGUGUGUGUCAGGUGUUCCUGCGGGAGCGUCUGCGGCAGCGUCUGCAGGAGCAGCUUCAUCAGGAGGUGUUGAGGAGGAUCGUGUGUCUGCAGAGGAGCUUCAGGACGCAGCAGGAGAGGAGACGCUUCUGCAGACAGAGACGAGCCGCUACACUCAUACAGCGCUGGUGGCGGGACUGUCUGACUCGAUCGGACGCGGAGCUCCAGCAGGGGGCAGCACUGCGUCUGCAGGCGGCCUGGAGAGGCUUCAGAGAGCGACGGCUGUACCUGCGGCGGAGGAGAGCUGCGCUGCUCAUCCAGAAGCACUGGAGGAGAGUCCUGCAGACGCGACACACAGCCGCGCGCCUCCUUCAGGCCGUCUGGAGGAGCUGCAGACAGAGACAGACCACCUGCAGGGGGCAGCAGGCCCGGCACAGGUGCCUCAUUCUGAGAGAGCAGCGACGUGGAGAGAAAAGCCUCUGUGAAACCCAGCGAAACCCAGCAGACGUCCGAGAGGAGAAGAGAGAGCGUCCAUCCUCCCGAAGCGUAGACGACAGCACGAUGAAGAGCCGCUCCAAACGUGAAAGCAGGAGGCAGCGGGAGCUCCAGCACGCCACCUUCAGUCUAGAGCUGCUCAAAGUCCGGUCCGCCUCAGUGGACGAGACCACGCUCUCCAGACGUCCUCCUCCGGACAGUCCAGACAGCUGCGAGCUCAAGCAGGUCCAGGAGAAGAGGGAGUCUGUGGUGGUCAUAAUCAGCAUGCAGAAGGAGAGCCCAGUCGAGCACAGCAGCCCGGAAGCGCUGCACAAACCCCAGCCCAUGGACGCUCAGGAGCUUGCUGGAGAGACCCAGGACAGAGCCGAUGGAUUGUCAUCUGACCCUGAACCUCAAACCCACCGCAGCCUUUCUUCCAGACCCCUCCAGCUGGACUCCAGGGACUCAGAGCCCAAGAAGGAGGUUCAGAAGAAGUGUGUUUCUCAAAGCAUCAGCAUCAGUAUGAAGGAGAAAGCCUUCUCUCCCAAACGCAGCCGGCUCACCUUCUCCAAGUCUGAUAAAGACCUGCUGAAUCAGGAGCGAUCGCUGGAGAACCAACGAGAGCCGGGAUUCAGAGCGAUUCAAAGCAGAGAGGUGAGCAGAGCGGCUGGUAAAAAGAAGGCACGGCUGGCCGGGACGCGCUCUGAUUUCCUGAGCCGUGCCUGCAGCACAGAGCUGGACUCUGAGCAUGAUGAGGAGGAGGAAUACGAGUACAGACCCGUCCUCUCUCGCAGCCCGCCGCUCCCAGACUCCCCGAGCUCCCCCGACAGCCACAGCCACGCCCAGACGUCGUCCCAGAAAGAGCAGAAGAGGAUCCAGAAGACCGUGUCGUCAGGUGACCUUGGGAAAAUGGAUUCGCUCAGGAAGUCGAUCUCACAAACCGAUGGCAGGGUCAGAGGCAAAAUGCGGUUCUGGAGUAAGAGCAAACAUGGCAAUAAAAAGAUGUCCACCAGGGGGCGCUCCGCAGAUUCAGAUCUCAGGAACGGAAGCCCCGAGCAGGUCGGACUGUCUGAGCGUGGACACGACAGCAAGGAGAACCGCGAGCCCAUGAUGGGCAUGAUGUCGAUGAAGAGGAGACGCAGUGUGAAGAUCAGUAGUGUGUCUCUAGAAUCCUCCACCUGCCAGAACGACUCGCUGCACAUCCUCACUAGCACCGCUGACUAUCGCAGCAUGAACGACUUCCUCAUGAAGAAGAUCAGCGAUCUAGAAGCUGAAGACAGUCAGAAGGACACACCAGUGGAUGUGGUCUUCAAGAAGGCCCUGAAAGAGUUUCGCCUCAACAUCUUCAACUCGUACUCUACUGCUCUGGCCAUGGAUGAUGGCAGGAGCAUUCGUUAUAAAGAUCUCCAUGCUCUAUUCGAGCACAUCUUAGAGAAGAACAUGCGUCUGGAGCAGAGAGACUGGAGCGAGUCGCCGGUUAAAGUCUGGGUCAACACGUUUAAAGUCUUCCUCGAUGAGUUCAUGACUGAAUACAAGCCAAUGAACGGAACUAUCAGUAAGGCUCCCAAACCUGAGAGGAAGAAGAGGAGGAAAAAGGAAUCAGACACAGUCAGUCCUCGUUUUAUACUCCGUUUAGAUUAUUCUUGUGUAAUGGGUUUGUGUAAAAGUUAGCAAUAAAAUGGCAAAAACAGCAAAAAAUUCUAAUAGAAAGA
This is a messenger RNA of Cyprinus carpio (common carp), 2166 nucleotides long. RefSeq names its product unconventional myosin-IXAb-like. Gene Ontology annotation, molecular function: microfilament motor activity; GTPase activator activity. Lineage: Eukaryota; Metazoa; Chordata; Actinopteri; Cypriniformes; Cyprinidae. Bases 542 to 2125 code for a protein of 527 amino acids. The record is from RefSeq and is a predicted model, not a curated record. Gene Ontology annotation, biological process: intracellular signal transduction. The transcript has 11 exons.